Messenger RNA from Sinocyclocheilus rhinocerous, 14833 nucleotides. Its product is annotated as E3 ubiquitin-protein ligase HERC2-like. Lineage: Eukaryota; Metazoa; Chordata; Actinopteri; Cypriniformes; Cyprinidae. The coding region runs from base 122 to 14356 and encodes 4744 amino acids. Gene Ontology annotation, molecular function: protein binding; zinc ion binding; ubiquitin-protein transferase activity. Gene Ontology annotation, biological process: protein ubiquitination. The transcript has 91 exons. The record is from RefSeq and is a predicted model, not a curated record.
ACACACGACGCGGCCGACAUUAAAGUGCUGUAAAGCUGGUGGUAGGACCGAAGAAGCAAGGAGUCAGUAAGAUAUCCAAACAGGGAAGGCUGCAUCUGCAGCCUGGACAGCCGAGGGAAGGAUGCCGUCUCCAUCUUUUUCCCUUGAUGCCCAGCUGCGCUUCCACGACAAAUGGCUGAAGAUAGACUUGCAGAGAGCCUUCUCUCCUGAAGGACUGAGCGAGAUGUGGAACGAGAUGGUGAAGGAUGGAGAGAUUGUCUUUGACAGAGAAGAAUCCGCCCAUCCAGAGGACUGUGCUGAUUGCACCCAAAAGAAAGAUGAUACAAACGAUAAGGAAAAGAAGGAAGAGGAGGAGGUGGCGGCUUCAUCUUUCCAUCACUCCAUCAUUGAGAUGUGGGACUGGGGGAGGCAGCCAGAAACUGGAGAGCUGAAGGACUGUCUGAUGGCACUGGUAGACGACCAACAAAAGCUAUCUUCACAGACGGCUAAGAGCACACUCUCCGCUCUGCUCCUGAGCCAGAGACUGGUGAUCCUGGAGCGCUACCUCAUCUCACUCACCCACAGUAUGAUGGAGGAAAAGUACAAAGUGCGCUGGAAAAGUCCCCCCAGCCCUCCACUCUCUGCCGUCGAUAUUAACAAAAGUGCUCGGCCAGUCAGUAAAGGAGUGGAGGGUUUGGCCAGGGUGGGAUCAAGAGCAGCUCUUUCCUUUGCCUUUGCCUUUCUUCGCCGAGCCUGGAGAUCUGGUGAUGAUGCAGACCUGUGCAGUGAGUUACUGCAGGAGUCUCUGGACGCUCUGCGGGCUCUCCCAGAAGCUACCCUGUUUGAUGAGGGCACAGUGUCGCCCGUCUGGCUGGAGGUGGUCGAGAGGGCUACCAAAUUCCUCAGUGACAUUCAUGGAAGUGCUAGUGGAAAAGCGCCCAGUAACAUUCCCCUGCAGGAUCAGCACUUGGCCCUGGCCAUCCUUCUGGAGCUUGCAGUGCAGCGAGGAACUCUCAGUCAGCUACUGUCUGCAGUUCUGCUGCUGCUGAGGCUCUGGGACAGUGGAACCAGAGAAAUGGAUAAUGAGCGCUCGACCCAGGGCACCAGCGCCCCCUUACUGCCCCUCCUGCGGCGCUUCCAGAACAUCCACAGCAGUAAGGAGGAGCCUGUUCCUGAAGAGGAGAUUGAGAUCCUUUCGGCCCCUCUGAGCCCAAAUGAGAGUUUUCUGCGCUACCUUACACUGCCUCAAGAUAAUGACCUGGCAAUUGAUCUGCGGCAGACAGCUGUAGUCAUCAUGGCACACUUGGACCGCCUGGCGGCCCCAUGCAGCCCCCUGCAGUGCAGCUCACCCACCUCUAACAAGAGUACCCUGCAGGAGGUGAUUGGUUGGGGUCUGCUGGGAUGGAAGCCUUACGCUAAUGUGAAUGGGCCAAUUCAGUGCAAGGCACUGUCAAACCUGGGCGCCACACAGAUUGUCUGCUCAGAGAAGGGUUUCCUCAUCUUGACCAUCACUGGUGCUGUCUACACACAAAACUACAAAAGCACUACGCUAGCCCCUAUGCUAGUCCACGCAUUGUCAUCCAGGAAAAUAAUGAAGCUUGCAACUCACCCGGAUGGGCAGCACUACUUGGCACUUUCAGGCAAUGGGGAGGUGUUCUCCUGGGGUUGUGGAGAUGGAGGCAGGCUGGGACACGGAGACGCUACGUAUUUAGAGGAACCCACCAUGAUUGCAGUAUUCUCAGGGAGGCCGGCAGGGAAGCAGGUUGUUCACAUCGCGUGUGGCAGCACGUACAGCGCAGCGAUCACAGCAGAUGGAGAGCUGUACACAUGGGGCAGAGGAAACUACGGCAGGCUGGGCCACGGCUCAAGUGAGGACCAGACCACUCCCAUGCUGGUAACUGCUCUGAAGGGGCUUAAGGUGAUCGAUGUGGCCUGUGGAAGUGGAGAUGCUCAGACCCUCGCUGUGACUGAGAAUGGUCAGGUGUGGUCAUGGGGUGAUGGUGACUAUGGUAAACUUGGUCGUGGGGGCAGUGAUGGAUGCAAAACGCCAAAACUUGUGGAGAAGUUACAGGAUUUGGAUAUCGUGAAGGUGUGCUGUGGGAGCCAGUUCUCCGUAGCUCUUACUAAAGAUGGACAAGUGUACACUUGGGGCAAAGGAGACAAUCAGAGACUUGGCCACGGCACUGACGAACACGUCCGCUAUCCCAAACUGCUUGACAGUCUACAAGGUAAGAGGGUGGUGGAUGUAGCAGUUGGCUCUACACAUUGCCUGGCCCUCACAGAAGAAGGGGAGGUGCACAGUUGGGGCAGUAAUGAUAAACUACAGCACUUUGACACUCUCUUCUCCAAUAAGAAGCAGCCUAAAGCCCUGCCGGGCCUUAAUUCCAAACACAUAGUAGGCAUCUCCUGCGGCCCUGGCCAGAGUUUUGCAUGGUCGUCAUGCUCUGAGUGGUCCGUGGGGCUCCGCGUACCAUUCGUGGUGGACGUGUGCACGAUGACUUUCGAUCAGCUGGACCUGCUGCUUCGGCAGGCCAGCGAGGGCAUGGACGGCAGCUCUGAUUGGCCACCGCCGCAGGAGAAAGAGUGCAUGGUUGUGGCCGCUCUCAACCUGCUUAGACUACAGCUCCAUGCAGCCAUCAGUAACCAGGUGGACCCUGACGAGCUGGGUUUGGGCCUGGGAAGUGGGCUGAUUAAUAACCUCAAGCAGACGGUGGUGACGCUGGCCAGCAACGCCGGGGUUUUAAACACUGUGCAGGCGGCCGCCCAGGCCGUGCUCCAGAGUGGCUGGUCAGUGCUACUGCCCACUGCGGAGGAAAGAGCAAGAGCCCUGUCCUCACUGCUGCCCAAUGCAGCAUCUACUAAUGAGAUGAGUGUAAGUCCUGGCCGUCGCUUCAUGAUCGACCUCUUGGUUAGUAGUCUGAUGGCGGACGGAGGGCUGGAGUCCGCUUUGAACGCUGCCAUCACGGCCGAGAUCCAGGAUAUCGAGGCUAAAAAAGAGGCACAGAAAGAGAAGGAAAUCGAUGAGCAGGAAGCCAGUGCCUCCUCUCUGCAUCGCUCUCGCACCACACUGGACAAAGACCUGAUCAACACCGGCAUCUAUGAGUCAACAAACAAGCAGAGCCUUCCAUUGGUCCAGCUGGUCCAACAGCUGCUCAGAAACAUUGCUUCACAGACUAUAGCUCGUCUUAAGGAUGUGGCACGACGAAUCUCAAACUGCCAAGACACGGAGCAGGUCAGCAAGGAGCGCUCGGCCUCUCUGGACCUACUGCUGCGCUUUCAGAGGCUGCUGGUCUGCAAGCUGUACGUGGGGGUCAGUGGCACUGUGGGUGUGGGAGGAUACACUUUGAGUCACUCCGAGAUUCUGGGUGUGGGGUCUCUUUUGAAGAAGUACAUGGCUUUGCUGUGCACACACAUUGGAGAUAUCCUUCCUGUGGCCACCAGCAUCGCCCUCAACACUCAUCGUCACUUUGCAGAGGUGGCACGUGUCCUUGAGGGAGAUCUCACAGGUGUUUUGCUACCAGAGUUGAUUGUCUCCAUCGUGCUACUGCUGACCCGUGAUGCUGGCCUGAUGCAGGAGACCGGAUCCAUUCCUCUCCUCGCUGCUCUUCUGGAGCACGUGGACCGCUUUAACCAUCUCUCCCCUGGUAUGGAGAGAGAUGAUAAUGAGGAUCUCGCCUGGCCUGGACUCAUGGGAUUCUUUUUAAAUGGGUCAAGCUCAAAGAACAAUGAGGAAGUGUCGCUUAUCCGCAAAGCUGACCUGGAGAAUCAUAACAAAGAUGGCGGUUUCUGGACUGUCAUUGAAGGGAAGGUCUAUGACAUUAAAGACUUCCAGACUCAAACUUUAACUGGGAACAGCAUCCUCGCCCAGUUUGUUGGAGAAGACCCUGUAGUAGCUUUAGAGGCCGCUCUCCAGGUUGAAGACACCAGGGAGUUCAUGCAAGCUUUCUGUGUGGGACAAUACAUGGAGCCCAACCAGGAAAUGGUGACAACUCCUGGCCUGAGCAGUCUGUCCUCACCUCUUAUAGAUGCUGAGAGGAACCUUGGUCUGCUACUGGGGCUACAUGCCUCAUAUCUGGCUAUGAGCACCCCUCUCUCCCGCAUAGAAUUAGAAUGUGCCAAAUGGCUCCAGUCGUCGAUUUUCUUUGGUGGUCUUCAGAUGAGUCAGAUCCAGUAUAAUUAUAAUGAGGAGAAGGAUGAGGACCACUGCAGCUCUCCUGGGACCACCACACCAGACAAAGCCAAACUCUACUGCCGCAGAAUCACCCUGAGUGAUCAUGCCCAGCCCUUCCUGCAGGCCAUCGCUGACAACAACACCCAGGACCACACUGUGAAGGACUUUCUAUGCCAAAUCGAGCGGUGCUGUAAACAGUACCAUCUCAUCACUCCCAUCACUUUUCCGCCAGAACAUCCUGUAGAGGAAGUGGGCCGCCUGCUGCUCUGCUGCCUUCUCAAGCACCAGGACCUUGGUCAUGUCGCCCUCUCACUUGUUAAUCAGUAUGCCUUGGGUUUGGACCAGGGGAAACAGAGGUCCCUCCCUAAAUCUGUGAUUGAUGUGUGUCGAAUGGUGUACCAGGCCAAGUGUUCUUUGAUAAAAACGCACCAGGAGCAAGGCCGCUCUUAUAAGGAGGUGUGCGCCCUAGUGAUCGAGAGGCUGCGUUUCCUGUUUAAUGAGCUCCGGCCUGCUGUCAGUAAUGACCUGUCCAUUGUGUCCAAACUGAAGCUGCUGAGCUCUCAGCCUCGCUGGAAAAGGGUCACGCAGAAACUGAUCAGAGACCGCCGCAAAAAGAGAGUGCUUAAGAAGUCAGAGUCAGCUGAUUUGGAGGAGGGUAAGAUGGAGAGGGAAGGGACCAAUGAGGAGCUGCCUGCUCCAAUCAGUCCCACCCCUGUGGACAAGAAGCAAACCACUGACAAAUCCCCAAAGCAGGAUAAGUGGCAGCCUCUACUAAACACCAUAGGCAGUGUUCAGAAGUACCGCUGGUUAAAGCAUAGCGUUCAGGGCUCCUUCUCUCAGUCCAGCCUCAUGAGCGCCAUCGUUGAGUUUGCUCUGAAAGAGGAACCGCUGGAUGUGGAGAAGAUGAGGAAGUGCCUUCUUAAACAGUUGGAGCGAGCUGAGGUCCGGCUGGAGGGUAUAGACACUAUGUUGAAGCUGGCAUCCAAAAACUUCCUCCUGCCUUCCGUACAGUACGCCAUGCUCUGUGGUUGGCAGAGAGUCAUACCUGAAGGGACCAAUAUUGGAGAGCCCCUGGCUGACUGCCUAAAGGAUGUAGAUCUCAUUCCUCCAUUUAACCGCAUGUUGCUGGAGGUGACGUUCGGUAAGCUCUAUGCCUGGGCCAUCCAGAAUGUCCGCAACAUCUUGUUGGAGGCCAGCGUCAAGUUCAAGGAGCUGGGUGUGCAGCCAGUGCCUUUGCAGACCAUCACUAAUGAGAACCCAGCAGGCCCCAGUUUGGGUACCAUUCCUCAGGCACGCUUCCUGCUGGCCAUGCUCCACAUGCUCACUCUCAAACAUGGAGCCAACAGCCUCAGUCUCCUGCUGAACUCUGGCAUCCUCGCCCUCACCCAGUGUGUUCUUCGACUCAUUGGUCCCAGCUCUGAUAGCAGUGAGGAGGAGCUGAGCUCUGUAGCUCACGAAGGCUCAGCUACAGUUCUCGAGGAGUCCAGGAAGGAGACGGCCCCAACCCCUCUCCCUGCCUCUGGCCCUGAUUUGGCAGCUAUGAUGAAGAUUGGCACUAGGGUGAUGAGAGGACCUGACUGGAAAUGGGGAGAUCAGGAUGGACCACCACCAGGCAUGGGCCGUGUGAUUGGGGAGUUGGGAGAAGAUGGCUGGAUUCGUGUACAGUGGGACACCAGCAGCACCAAUUCCUACAGGAUGGGCAAAGAGGGCAAGUAUGACCUUAAACUGGCCGAGCCGCCACCUGCCACCCAACCGGCCACAGAAGACUCUGACACAGAGGACGACACAGAAGGGGAGGUGAUGGAGAAGAGUGUUCACCCAACUGCAAUCAUGUUGACCAGUACAGUUAAUCUGUUGAAGACACUGUCACUAUCCUCUGGGAUUCACGCUGAGGUGAUGCAGGCUGACGCUAUUAGCACUCUGUGUGGUCUACUCAGGAUACUGGUGGAGAGUGGAGCCAAUGACAAGACUGGUUGUUCAUCUCACAAGCUGGUGUCUCUUGAGCAGCACAGGAGCUGGUGCACACUGGGAUUUAUUCGCAGUAUAGCUCUCAUGCCCCAGAUGUGCAGUACCCUGAGCUCCUCUGCAUGGAUCAGUCUGCUCAUACGCAUCGUGGAGGGCCACCAGUCCUUCACUGCCGUCACGCUACAGAGACAGAUUCUUGCCCUGCGGCUUCUACAGGUUGUUUUACCCUCCUGGGAUAAGACAGAGCGCUCGCAGGAUAUGACGUUUCUGGUGGAGAAACUCUUUGGGUUCCUCGGCAGCUUGCUCAGCACUUGUUCCUCAGAUUUGCCCCUCCUCAGGGAAGGUUCGAUGCGUAGGAGAAAGUCCCGCCCUCAAGCCUCUCUGACAGCAACUCACAGCAGUACCCUAGCAGAGGAAAUUGUGGCCGUACUGCGUACACUUCACUCCCUUGGCCAAUGGAAUGGCCUUGUUAAUGAAUACAUUAACUCCCAGCUCAGUGGUAUCAGUGAUAUCAUGGCAGGCAGACACACUGAAGCGGUUGUGCUUGAAGACUACCUUCCCAAUGCAGAAGCCCCGGCGGUGGGCAGUCUGAUGGCAGUUUUGGCAGUCAUCGGUGGGAUUGAUGACCGUCUGCGUUUGGGAGGACCUGUGGUUCAUGAGGAAUAUGGGGAGGGCACUGUGACUCGCAUUACACCUAAAGGACGAAUCACUGUUCAGUUCCAUGAGAUGAGGAACUGCAAAGUCUGCCUGCUCAGUCAGCUCAAACCGAUUCAUAUGGUUCCAUUCAGUGUUCAGAACCUGCCCUUCACUGAGCCUAUGCUGACAGUGUGGGCCCAGUUAGUCAACUUGGCAGGAAGCAAGCUAGAGAAACAACGCAUGAAGAAAUCCCUCAGCAGAGGACUUACGGCAGAUCAGGUGGAUGUGCAUUUGUUGCGGUGUCAGCAGCUCAGACUGUACAUCCUGAAGGCAGCGCGUGCUCUGCUCUCCCACCAGGACAAACUCCGACAGAUCCUUUCUCAGCCAGCUGUCAUAGACGUCAGCCCUAAUCCUACAGAGGAUCAGUGUGCGUCGUCUCCUGAUGUGGGAGAUUUGUCUCCCGAGGGUCCUCAGCCUCCCCUCAUCCUCCUCCAGCAGCUGCUGUCAGCAUCCACUCAACCAUCCCCCAUCAAAGCCAUAUUCCACCGCCAGGAGUUGGAGGCAGCAGCUCUGGCAGUGUGUCAGUACCUGGCAGUUGAAUCCACACACCCGUCCUCCCCCCUAUUUGAGGACAGCAGCUCCAGCGAGGCCACCACACCGGUCACUGUGCAACAUAUGCGCCCGCCCAAGCAGAAGAAACACAAGACUUCACCUGUGCCCCCUGCUCCCAUCGUCCUGCAGCUGAUGGAGAUGGGCUUUCAAAGGAAAAACAUUGAAUUUGCCCUUAAAUCACUGUCUGGAACCACAGGCGCUUCUGGAGUGCCAGGUGUAGAGGCAUUAGUGGGCUGGUUGUUGGACCAUCCAGAUGUUCACAUUACAGAUGUGUCAGAUGCAGAUACUGUAUCAGAUGAAUACUCUGAUGAAGAGGUGCUGGAAGAGCUAGAGGAGCCUGAGCCAGCCUUCCCUGUGCCUCCUGGGGUUGUGGUGACUGAGAGUCAGACUUUUAAAAAGAGGUCGGAUUUUCAGAGCAAUGAUGAUUAUGCUGUAUAUGUGAGAGAGCACAUUCAGGUGGGCAUGAUGGUACGGUGCUGCAGGACAUAUGAGGAAGUAUAUGAGGGAGAUGUGGGGAAAGUGAUCAAGCUGGACAGAGAUGGCCUGCAUGAUCUGAAUGUGCAGUGUGACUGGCAGCAGAAAGGAGGAACGUACUGGGUCCGUUAUAUCCACACUGAGCUGCUGGGGUUUCCUCCCCAGACUUCUCCGUCCCAUAUUAAGAUAGGUGAUAAAGUGCGAGUGAAGCCCUCGGUCACAACGCCAAAGUACAAGUGGGGAUCUGUCACUCACAGGAGUGUGGGUGUUGUCAAAGCUUUCAGUGCCAAUGGGAAAGAUGUGAUAGUGGACUUUCCUCAGCAGUCACACUGGACUGGGCUGCUAUCAGAGAUGGAACUUGUUCCCUGUGUACAUCCUGGUGUCAGGUGUGACGGAUGUCAGAUGUUCCCUAUAAAUGGCCCCAGGUUUAAGUGUCGGAGCUGUGAUGACUUUGACUUUUGCGAGAGCUGCUUCAAGACCCGUAAACACAAUCCUAGACAUUCAUUCGGACGAAUAAAUGAACCAGGUCAGUCACCCACCUUCGGUGGGCGUUCAGGAAAGCAGCUAAAGAGGCAUCACAACAAUCAGCGUGGCAUGCUGAUUGAUGAGUGGUCCAGAGUGGUGAAGAACCUCAGCGUUUCAUCCUCUGUUAACCAGGCGUCUCGGCUCAUAGACUGUGGAGAGCAAUGCUGGCAGUCCUCAGGCUCUCAGGGCAAGAUCCAUGGCUUGAGCAUUGUGGGGCGUGUCCGCGCAGAGGAUGAAGAUCUGGCUACUGUGCCUUUCCUGGCAUCUGACAAUGAGGAAGAGGAGGAUGAGAAGACAGCGACUGGAAGUCUGACUCGAAAAAGGUUGUCAGGGCUGGAGUCCGCUGCCACCAUCAGAACCAAAGUCUUUGUCUGGGGUCUCAACGAUAAGGACCAACUUGGUGGACUUAAGGGGUCUAAGAUCAAAGUCCCAUCAUUCUCAGAGACCCUGUCUGCGCUGAAUGUAGUGCAGGUGGCUGGAGGCUCUAAAAGUCUUUUUGCUGUGACUGCUGAGGGUAAAGUAUUUGCCUGUGGAGAGGCCACUAACGGAAGACUUGGUUUAGGACUGUCCAGUGGAACCAUCCCUAUACCAAGACAGAUAUCUGCCCUCAGCAACUAUGUGGUCAAGAAAGUUGCUGUACAUUCAGGUGGUAGGCAUGCCAUGGCGUUGACUGUGGAUGGAAAAGUAUUCUCUUGGGGUGAAGGAGAUGAUGGCAAGCUUGGGCACUUCAGUCGAAUGAACUGUGAUAAGCCACGGCUAAUUGAGGCAUUGAAAACCAAGCGCAUUCGAGAUAUUGCCUGCGGCAGCUCUCACAGUGCCGCCAUCACCUCGAGUGGUGAACUGUACAGCUGGGGUCUGGGUGAAUAUGGCCGUCUGGGCCACGGAGACAACACUACUCAGCUCAGACCCAAACUGGUCAAGGUGCUUUUAGGCCAUCGUGUUGUCCAGGUGGCUUGUGGAAGUCGAGAUGCCCAGACCCUUGCCCUUACAGAUGAAGGACUGGCGUUCUCAUGGGGAGAUGGAGACUUUGGAAAGCUGGGCCGUGGCGGAAGCGAAGGCUGUAACAUUCCUCAAAACAUAGAGCGUCUGAAUGGGCAGGGGGUGUGUCAGAUUGAAUGUGGAGCUCAAUUUUCCCUUGCCCUCACUAAAUCUGGAGUUGUCUGGACCUGGGGUAAGGGGGAUUACUUCCGACUGGGUCACGGCACAGACGUUCACGUGCGCAAGCCCCAGAUGGUUGAAGGACUGAGGGGGAAGAAGAUAGUUCAUGUGGCCGUAGGGGCCCUGCACUGCCUGGCUGUCACAGACACUGGACAGGUGUACGCGUGGGGGGAUAAUGACCAUGGGCAGCAGGGGAACGGCACAACCACAGUCAACAGGAAGCCUACGCUGGUGCAGGGUCUAGAAGGGCAGAAAAUUACCCGUGUGGCCUGCGGCUCCUCUCACAGCGUGGCCUGGACCACCGUAGAUGUCACCACACCCUCCGUCCAUGAGCCUGUCCUCUUCCAGACUGCUAGAGACUCUCUGGGAGCGUCUUACCUUGGUGUACCAUCAGACAGUGACCCAUCUUUACUAAGUAAUAAGCUGAAUGGCGUGAGCAGUGUGAAGCCCAACAGGCCAUCUCUGGCAAAGAUCCUACUCUCUCUAGAUGGUAAUCUGGCCAAACAGCAGGCCCUGUCCCAUGUGCUCUCUGCCCUGCAGAUUAUGUAUGCCAGGGAUGCAGUGGUGGGAGCAUUGAUUCCUGCCUCCAUGAUGCCUCUGGAGUGUCCCUCCAGCUCUCCGGUGCCCCCUUCAGAUUGUUCAUCAGCAUCCAGCCCCUGUGAGGCUGAGGGUCCAGCCCUGCCCUCAGAAACAGAGGAGAGGGUCAGUCCACACCCCUGGAUGGACAGCAAACGAGGAGAGGUGACCACAUCUGAGGAUGCCACUACCCCUUCUUCAGCCGUGACCCCUUCCGCUGCCUCUGCUUCAUCUCGGCCCUUUAUCCCAGUCACAGAUGACCCUGGUGCUGCCAGCAUCAUUGCUGAGACCAUGACCAAAACCAAAGAGGACUCUGAGAGCCAGAGUAAAGCAGUGGGCCCAGAGCCACAAUAUCUGGAUGAGUUCACCAGUCUGCUGGUUCCCGAUGACACACGUGUGUUGGUAGACCUGUUAAAACUGGCUGUGUCUCUGCGCUCAGGCGAUAAAGGCAAGGAAGUGCUGUCUGCUGUGCUGUCUGGCAUGGGUACAGCCUUCCCACAGGUGGCAGAUAUGCUGCUGGAGUUGUGUGUGACUGAGUUAGAGGACGUAGCCACUGACUCUCAAAGCGGACGGCUGUCAUCGCAGCCUGUGGUGGUGGAGAGCAGUCACCCAUACACCGAUGACACUUCCACCAGCGGAACUGUGAAAAUACCAGGUGCUGAAGGUUUGAGGGUGGAGUUUGAUCGCCAGUGUUCAACAGAAAGGAGACAUGACCCUCUUACCAUCAUGGAUGGAGCCAAUAGGAUUGUGUCUGUUCGAUCAGGUCGUGAGUGGUCUGAUUGGUCCAGUGAAUUGAGGAUUCCAGGAGAUGAGCUGAAAUGGAAGUUCACCAGUGAUGGCUCUGUUAACGGCUGGGGCUGGCGCUUCACUGUCUAUCCCAUCAUGCCUGCUGCUGGUCCUAAAGACCUCCUGUCAGACCGUUGCAUUCUGUCCUGCCCUUCGAUGGAUCUAGUAACAUGUCUGCUAGACUUUCGCCUGAACUUUGCUUCAAACCGCAGCAUUGUGCCAAGGUUGGCAGCCUCACUUGCUGCUUGCGCCCAGCUCAGUGCCUUAGCAGCUGGUCAUCGUAUGUGGGCCCUGCAGAGGCUACGCAAGCUCCUAACCACUGAAUAUGGCCAAUCCAUAAACAUCAACCGCCUCUUAGGAGACAGUGAAGGAGAGGCUCGCUCUAUGAGUUUUACAGGAAGUGCACUAGCCGCUCUGGUGAAAGGACUUCCCGAGGCUUUACAGAGACAGUAUGAGUAUGAGGAACCCAUAGUCAGAGGUGGCAAGCAGCUGCUCCACAGUCCUUUCUUCAAGGUGUUGGUGGCACUUGCAUGUGAUCUGGAGUUGGACACUCUUCCAUGCUGUGCUGAGACACACAAAUGGGCUUGGUUCCGCCGCUAUUGUACCGCAUCCAGAGUGUUAGUGGCUCUGGACAAGAGGACUCCUUUGCCCCGCCCUUUCCUGGAUGAGGUGGCAAAGAAAGUCCGUGAGCUCAUGGCAGACCUUGAGAACAUGAUCACACUCCAUGAGAGUCAUGACCUGUUUAAGAGGGAGCAGGAUGAGCAGUUAGUUCAGUGGAUGAACAGACGACCAGAUGAUUGGACUCUCUCAGCGGGCGGCAGUGGGACCAUCUACGGCUGGGGGCACAAUCACCGGGGUCAGUUAGGUGGUAUUGAAGGAGCAAAAGUCAAGGUUCCCACACCAACAGAAGCUCUAGCCACACUGCGACCUGUUCAGCUGAUCGGUGGAGAGCAGACCCUGUUCGCUGUAACCGCUGAUGGGAAACUGUAUGCUACAGGAUAUGGUGCCGGUGGUCGACUGGGAAUAGGAGGCACAGAGUCCGUCUCCACUCCGACCCUGCUGGAGUCAAUCCAGCAUGUUUUCAUCCGGAAGGUGGCUGUGAACUCUGGCGGGAAGCACUGCCUGGCUCUCUCCUCUGAAGGAGAACUGUACUCCUGGGGAGAGGCUGAAGAUGGAAAACUGGGACAUGGAAACAGAAGCCCAUGUGACCGUCCACGCGUGAUCGAGUCUCUCAGAGGGGUGGAAGUGGUGGACAUUGCGGCCGGUGGGGCCCAUAGCGCCUGCAUUACAGCCAGUGGAGAGCUCUACACGUGGGGAAAAGGUCGUUAUGGUCGCCUGGGUCAUGGAGACAGUGAGGACCAGCUUAAACCAAAACUGGUGGAGGCACUGCAGGGUCACCGGGUGAUAGACGUUGCAUGUGGCAGUGGGGAUGCCCAGACCCUGUGCCUGACCGAUGAUGACAUGGUGUGGUCAUGGGGGGAUGGAGACUAUGGCAAACUGGGCAGAGGAGGAAGUGAUGGAUGUAAAGUGCCUAUGAAGAUUGACUCAUUAACUGGAUUGGGUGUUGUGAAAGUGGAAUGUGGCUCUCAGUUCUCUGUAGCUCUCACCAAGUCUGGAGCAGUUUACACAUGGGGGAAAGGCGACUACCACAGACUGGGACAUGGCUCGGAUGAUCAUGUUCGCAGACCCCGGCAGGUCCAGGGUUUGCAAGGCAAGAAGGUCAUAGCCAUAGCAACUGGUUCUCUUCACUGUGUAUGCUGCACAGAGGAUGGUGAAGUGUACACAUGGGGUGACAAUGAUGAGGGUCAGCUUGGAGAUGGGACAACCAAUGCUAUUCAGAGGCCCAGGCUGGUGGCGGCACUGCAGGGCAAGAAGAUCAACCGUGUGGCUUGUGGCUCAGCACACACACUUGCCUGGUCCACUAGUAAACCUACCAAUGCUGGAAAACUGCCUGCUCAGGUUCCUAUGGAGUACAACCACCUGCAGGAGAUCGCCAUCAUAGGCCUGAGGAACCGAUUACUGCUCCUGCACCACAUCUCUGAGCUCUUCUGCCCCUGUAUCCCAAUGUUUGACCUAGAAGGACGACUGGGUGAAACUGGACACGGCGUCUCCGUUGGCUUUGACACACUGCGUGGAAUCCUUAUUUCGCAGGGCAAAGAGGCAGCAUUCCGUAAAGUGGUUCAAGCCACUAUGGUUAGAGACAGGCAACAUGGGCCAGUGGUGGAGCUAAACAGGAUACAGGUCAAGCGUUCCCGCAGUAAAGGAGGACUGGCAGGGCCGGAUGGCACCAAGUCAGUAUUUGGGCAGAUGUGUGCUAAGAUGAGCUCUUUCAGCCCUGACAAUCUGCUGCUACCACACCGGGUCUGGAAGGUCAAGUUUGUGGGUGAGUCAGUUGAUGACUGUGGUGGCGGAUACAGUGAAUCUAUCGCAGAAAUGUGUGAGGAACUACAGAACGGUCUCACUCCUCUCCUCAUCGUCACUCCUAACGGCCGAGACGAGUCAGGAGCGAAUAGAGAUUGCUUCCUGCUCAACCCAGCUGCCAAGUCCCCUCUGCACAUCAGCAUGUUCCGCUUCCUAGGAGUACUCCUGGGCAUAGCAAUCCGUACAGGAAGUCCUCUAAGUCUCUACCUGGCAGAACCUGUGUGGAAACAGCUGGCAGGCAUGAACCUGACCAUUGCUGAUCUCAGUGAGGUGGACAAGGACUUUAUUCCCGGUCUGAUGUAUAUCAGAGAUAAUGAGGCUUCUGCAGAGGAGUUUGAAGCUAUGCCUCUGCCCUUCACUGUGCCCAGUGCCUGUGGACAGGAAGUCCAGCUCAGCUCCAAACAUUCCCACAUCAGCCUAGAAAACCGCAGCGAAUAUGUGCGGCUAGCAAUAAAUUACAGACUGCAUGAGUUCGAUGAGCAGGUGUCUGCAGUAAGGGAAGGUAUGGCACGUGUGGUACCGGUGCCUCUGCUCUCUCUCUUUACUGGCUAUGAGCUGGAGACCAUGGUGUGUGGCAGUCCGGACAUCCCCCUGCACCUGCUCAAAUCAGUGGCCACAUAUAAGGGGGUGGAACCAACUGCUCCACUCAUCCAGUGGUUCUGGGAGGUGAUGGAGUCUUUCUCCAACACAGAACGCUCGCUCUUCCUCAGGUUCGUCUGGGGUCGCACGCGCCUCCCCAGGACCAUCGCAGACUUCCGUGGACGAGACUUUGUGGUGCAGGUGCUGGACAAAUACAACCCCCCGGACCACUUCCUCCCAGAGUCCUACACCUGCUUCUUCCUGCUCAAACUGCCUCGCUACUCCUGUAAGCUAGUCUUGGAGGAGAAACUAAAAUACGCCAUUCACUUCUGCAAGUCCAUUGACACGGAUGACUACGCACGAAUUGCUUUGAGCGGUGAGCCGGCCGCAGAUGACAGCAGCGACGACUCUGACAAUGAGGAUGCGGACUCCUUUGCUUCCGACUCCACGCAGGAUUACCUGACAGGCCACUGAACUCUUAACCCCUGGUUAAACUCCAUCUCACAAACACACACACAGACAUAGUGUAGGAAGUCUUGAAAAUAAGCUGACAAAAAGAAGUUUAAAUGAAAACUGAACCGAAGAUGUCUGUUUUAACCUCACUUAUUAAUAUAUGUGCAUAGACACAAAUACAACUAAAUGAAGAGAAAUAGGUGUAUAUCAUUAUGUGCAAUUAGCUUUAAAGCACUAUUAAGCUGGUGAAAAGCAAGAUGGAGAUUUUUUUUUUUUAUCUUUGUUGUGAAGAGAACCAGGAAGACGGGAGAAACUACACAUCUUUGUUAAACAUUGUGUUCACGUUUUAUUACAGAGGACAGACCGCUUAGCCUAGCACUGUGGUAGAUGACUCCUGACAGACUCCUGAUCGAUUUUGUGUUAAAUAGGUAGUAUUAUGAACUGUAGCUUUGCCUUUUUAUUUGAAAAGAGCAGUGUUUCUUUAAGAGCCUUUUUAAC